Anisakis simplex (herring worm) is the source of this 444-nucleotide messenger RNA. The record is from the annotation of a GenBank genome assembly. Lineage: Eukaryota; Metazoa; Nematoda; Chromadorea; Rhabditida; Anisakidae.
AUGGGGAAUUGUCGUUCGGUUAUGAGCCAUCCUCAGUUGAUCAGCGACGAGGAAGUUGAUCAGUUGGCCAAGAGUACGGGAUUUACACAUAAGCAAAUUCUCCGUUUACAUUUACGUUUCAUGGCGUUGGAUAAAGGAGGAAAAGGCGUUCUGGAUCGCGAUGAUUUCUUCAAUAUUCCUGAUCUGGAGAUGAAUCCGUUGGGCGAUCGCAUCAUUGAUGCAUUCUUCGCAGAAGCGAGUGAUCCAGAGAAGCGAUUAACAUUUCCUGAGUUCGUCGCCGUUCUGGCUCAUUUUCGACCAUGCAGCGAGCAUGCGUACACACACGAGCAUUCUGCAAACGAUCAUCAUACUCAUGACGCUUUAACGAAUAACUCUCGUGAAGAGAAACUCAAAUGUACUCAUUCAGCUAUAAUGUCAACCUCGCAUUUCUUUCGUAGAAUAUAA